UAACAGGUCACUACCAGUAGCUAUUCAUCACGGUGUGCAAUCUCCCUCUACACCGCCUGGUUGGAUCAAGGAAGUGAAGAUGGCGACGUCCCAGAAACUGGAGGAACAUUUUCUCACAUGCACUAUAUGCACAGAGGUGUUUGACAAUCCAUGUACCCUUGUGUGUUAUCACACCUUCUGUCGGAAAUGUGUGGUCAACUACACCAAAACCAAACCAGAAGCCAUCAGUGCCAAGUCUCUCCUGUGUCCAUUCUGCAGCAAGAUGACGAAAGUGUCUUCCCCGGAGAAACCAGUGGAGGAGUGGGCGGAUGAUGUCAAGCCCAGCUUUGUCAUCCAGGGUCUCUUGGAUUCAUUUGGCCCCGGAUGUAAAGAUACGAAAUAUUGCACGUGCUGUCAACGCGAAGGGGAGACAACUCCAGCCUCUGUGUGGUGUUCUAUUUGCGAUGACGCAUUGUGUGACGUAUGCGAGAGGGUACACAGACGCAUCUCAUCCACUCGCCAUCAUGACACAAUUGAUCUGUCAAGCGAGGUUAUUAUCCCCAGGAAACGAAAGGUCAUGUGUAACGAACACAAGGAUGAAUGCAUCAAAUUCCUGUGCAAAGAUUGCAAGAAAGUCAUCUGUCAAACUUGUUGUAUUAUCUAUCACAGGAAAUGUGACUCGGUUGUCACACUUGAGUCGGAAUUACCUGCUUUAAAAUCCCAGCUUCUGAAUGAGAAGGAAAACAUAAUGAAGAAACAAAUCCAAAUGAAAGUAAAAGUUGAUACAGUUAAGUCGAAUGGGAUCUCUGAAAAAGCUCGGUAUGCUCAAAUGGAAUCAGAGAUCAAGUCUUCCGGUAAUAAAGCGAGAGAGAAGAUCACUUUCAAGGAAAACAAACUCCUAGAUGAACUGAGAGAAGUCUCGGAAAAGCACAUUGGACAACUGACAGCCGACAUUAAGUCAGGGGAAAUAUCAGUACAGAUGUACCGACAACAGGUUGAACUGAUAGACCAGACUCUACAAUCUGAGUGUGACAUGGAUGUGUAUGAGAUGUAUCAGGGAUGUGAGGUCGGUGAUGUUGAGGCUGCCGGAGCCGCAGACCUGAAGGAUGAUGGGAGAAUAGCCAGGAUCAUGUUCAGACAGGACACGGAUCAGCUGAGUAGAGCACUGGACGAUCUACAGCUGGGUGAGAUAGACAUCCAGUAUGAGGGUGUGCUGGACCUGAAGGCUACUCAUGGCUUACAGGAUACCAUUAACAUCAGAGUUGCGGGAGAUGGAAAUACAGCAUACCCGUUUGACGUGACGACUGUGGUGGUGAAUGGCACAGACACACUGGUAGUCACAGACUACAACAACAAGAGUGUGAAGUCCUUCUACACCAAGACAAAACAGCCAGGUCACAGCAAGCUCAGCCUGAGUAGUGGUCCGUGUGGUAUAACAAAGUUGAAACACAACCAGGUGGCGGUCACUGUGCCAGAUACCAGACAGAUUGUAACAGUUGAAGCCAACCCUGUCCUGGUGCUGCUGUCAACCAUCACAACCAAGAAACAUUACCACGGUAUAACGUCUCUGACACAAUCAACACUCGCAGCAUGUGUCCGGUCUCCCCCCAGUGUGGAUAUUUUGGAUAUUACGGGACACGUGCUGAGGUCAAUCAGUCCAGUCCAUAGUGGAAAGACCAUCCUACAAGAUCCCAACUUUCUUUGUACCACCAGAACAGGAAACAUCCUUGUGUCGGACCGCAGUUCCAUGUGUGUCCUGUGCCUGACACCUGAAGGGGACGUUGUGUUCACCUACACCCCGACAGGAGACACAACACUGACAUCUCCGUGGGGUAUCACAAGUACCAGCACAGGCGCCAUCCUGGUUGCUGACUACUCUAAACAUAAAGUUGUUCAUCUGACUGAGUCAGGACAGUUUGUUAGACACUUCCUUACUGCAGAUGACGGUGUCUUGUACCCGUACGGAGUUUGCGUAGAUGGACGUGGCCAUGUGUAUGUUUGUAAUCACAUCUCAGGUGAAAUUAAAGUAUUCAGUAGUGGUAACACAGUAUAGACCACUGAUUCAUAAUCAACUGAUCAUUCCAUCUGAAGUUAUUAUAAGUACCUACAUUUACCACCACCUCCUAACUGCAGAUUCACUGAUGUGGUGUUGACAGAUCAUCAGCUCAGUGUUGACAUGGACCCAUGUGACCAGUGUCAGAUCUUCCCUGUGUCAUAUUUUGUGUGACUGAGUAUAACUAAUACAUAGUGUGACUGUGUUGAUCAAUAUAUCUUCACUUAUUUGUACCAGUGCAUAUCACCUUUAACUUUAGCUUAGAAUUUAUGUUACAGCUAUGUGUACAUAGAAUCAUUGCACUCCAUUAAAAAAUGUUCAUAAUUCUUUUACAUGAAAAUUACUUGUAUUUGUCUAUUUUUACCUGUUGUUUAUGAGGAUAAUGCUUUUUUGAGCAGCCCUGAAUUAAGGAAUAAUCAAAUUCCGUGCAGGUGACACACUUCUUUCAAUCUUGUUCAGGAGUAACAGACUUUUGUGUUUGAAUAUGAAUCCCUCAAGAUAUCAAGACAUUGAAGAUCUGUGUUCAGUUUGAUAUCAAGUUUCAUACUACAUCUCAAUCACAAACUGCUUUCAAUCUACAUGUUUCCAAUAAACACGGAUCAAGCACCCCAUGUGAUAGGGCUAUUUUAUAUAGUCUCUGUAUGAUGCACUUCUUAUCAUAGAGUUUAUAUUUCAAAUUUCUUUCUUUCUUUCACGAUCUGUAGUCUUUUAGUUUAGAAAUAUUCUACUACGUUCGAAACGAAGAGGCGAAAUUAUUCCUGAUAACCGUUGGCGUUAGGCAAAACAAAUCAUAAUGUUAUGAAAGGCAUGGAUCGACCAGCCGUUCAAGGAGUUCGUUGUUGAAAGUGAUGGUAAACCCAUUUCACUCACUCACUGAGGCCAGAGAAUAUAAACAUUGAGUCGGUAUGCAGUAACAGGACAGUGGGGUAGCCUAGUGGUUGAAGCGUUUGCUCGUCACGGGUUUGAUUUUACAUGAAAAUUACUUGGAUUUGUCUCUUUAUAUCUCUUGUUUGUGAUGAUGAAAUGCUCUUUUGAGCAGCUUGGAAUUAAAGAAUAAUCAAAUUCCGU
This is a messenger RNA of Haliotis rufescens (red abalone), 3100 nucleotides long. Its product is annotated as tripartite motif-containing protein 2-like. Gene Ontology annotation, molecular function: zinc ion binding; protein binding. The record is from RefSeq and is a predicted model, not a curated record. The transcript is spliced from 3 exons. NCBI's taxonomy places the organism in Eukaryota, Metazoa, Mollusca, Gastropoda, Lepetellida, Haliotidae. The coding region runs from base 80 to 2032 and encodes 650 amino acids.